AUGCAUGGGAGCAGUGGCUGUCUAGCAUGCCAUGGUAAGACCACACUGAAAAAUUCAGUGAAUGAGCCACCAAAAGGAUUAUUAAACGAAAGUCAGACAAUAAAUAAACCAAGCAUAUCAGAGGACUUCUGGACCACCAGCACGUGGGAUAUGGACAACAGUGCAGUUCAGUCGCAAGGAAGCAUGUCAUCAAUCAGCACAAACCAGACGCUUGAUCCGCAUGGUGGCUCUGGCAGCAAUACCACCCCUUCUGAGUUUGUAAAUCAUGGUCUUCUUCUCUGGAACCAGACUAGGCAGCGUUGGGUAGGGAAUAAAAAGUCUGAGAGCCCGGCAAAGCAAAUUCGAGAACCCAAAUUAAGUUGGAAUGCGUCGUAUGAAAGUUUACUUGGGAGUAACAAGCCUUUCCCUCAGCCUAUUCCUCUCCCUGAAAUGGUAGAUUUUCUUGUCGACGUUUGGGAGCAAGAGGGGUUGUACGAUUGA
Molecule: messenger RNA, 480 nt
Organism: Prunus armeniaca (apricot)
Lineage: Eukaryota; Viridiplantae; Streptophyta; Magnoliopsida; Rosales; Rosaceae
Source: the annotation of a GenBank genome assembly